AUGUGUAUUGCACUUUAUUAUAUUAAUCCAAAAGGAAAAUUCAGAUUUAUUUUGCUUUUUAAUAGAGAAGAAUAUUCAAAAAGACCUACUGAUCAAUUAAAAAUCAUUCUCAAUAAUGGAAAUGAUAUAAUAAUUGCAGGAUAAGAUAAAUUACAAUAAGGAACAUGGCUUGGAUUUAAUAUUACAAAUGGAAUGAUUGUAUUUCUAACAAACAAAAACCAUCUGUUUUAUGUUUCAUUUUAUUAGAAAAUAUCUUAGAUUAGAAACUAACUUAGACUCUAAUAUCCAAAACUCAUGUAAUAUUUUUACUCUACUCUUAAAUCAAGAGGAUAAUUAAUACUAGAUUUAUUAAAGAGAUCUAGUAUAGAACAAUCUCAAAACUUUGAUUUUAAACUUUAAGAUUAACAUCUUUAAUGCACUUAUCAUUUAAAUAAUAGAAAUUAAGAUGAUAAUUAUUUAAUAAAGAGUAGAUUAAUGUAAGCAUAAUUAAAGAAGGAAUAAUAUAUGGGAUUUAAUUUAUUUGUAGGGAAUAUAAUUAAUUAAGAGUAUUAUGUAUUAUCAUCUACAUCAAAUUCAUUUAAAUAAGUUAAUAAAAGUGGAACUGCUUGUAGUUUUAGUAAUAUUGGAGAGAAUUAAAUAGAAAAAGAAAAGAUUGCUUAAAAUAAAUUUGAAUAAAUAAUAGAAAGUGAGGAAGAUAUUGAUUUAUUAUUUGAAAAACUAUUUUCAUUAGCUUAAGAAAGAUUUUCAAGUCAUGAACUCUUUUUUAAGGCUUUCCCUGAAGAGUCUUAUUUUUUUAUCCCAGAAUAUACUACAAAAAUGGGAUAAAAAAGAGGUACAAGAACUACAUCUAUAAUUAUAUUUGAUGGCAUUAAAGUUGAAAUGAAAGAAAAAACGUAUUUAUGA
Messenger RNA from Paramecium pentaurelia, 903 nucleotides. NCBI's taxonomy places the organism in Eukaryota, Ciliophora, Oligohymenophorea, Peniculida, Parameciidae. The record is from the annotation of a GenBank genome assembly.